AAGAGCAACACGUUCGAUGUAAACAGAUAAUAGCACAAGUCAUGCAAUUAGAAACGCAUAUAAACGUAUUUCCCAAUAUAUAGUUAAAUAUCUUUUGUGACGCAGCAGCACUUGGCCGUAGCACGCUGCCUCACAGAUAAAACGCAUUGUCAUUCGAAUAGUGGUGUCGUCGACAAAACGUUGCACGUUAAGCACGUUGUGUUUCGAUUUGAAUUGAAAUUGAUAUGACGCAGAUUGAUAACGUGUUCACGCAAGUGCGUGCGUUGCUGCAAUCGCAGUCAGUGAAGCUGUGGGAGGAGCCCUACUAUAACGAGGAGCUCGGCAGCAUUGAGGCAUCCAUCGAGCUCCUGGCUGAUCAAUUCAGUUCCCAGCUAAGCAUAGAAUCCUCCAGUUGCAAGUGCGCCAUCAUUGAGCUGCAGGAUCAUGCACUACGCAAACUUGCCGCACGCCGUGAGUUCAACGAGACGGGCUUGGCCACGUUCAAGGUGCGUCGCAUCGACAAUCGCAAGGGAACCGCCAACAUCAUCGACAUCAAGUGUGAUCUCAACGAGCUGGGCUCCACGCUGCAACAGACGAUUGCCACCAAGCUGCAGCUAAGCGAUCCGAAUCACGUCAAGUGCAUCGCAGGCGGUCGCAUCAUUGCACCCAACAGCACUUUGGCUGCUCAGCAGCUGAAGAACAAUCAACAGCUCAUUAUUAUUGUCGGCGGUGGCGGCGAGGGCGAAAAUCAAAAUGCGGGACUCCAUGAGCGCAUUAGCAAGAUUAAGGCCGAUGUAGAGGCUGUGGUCGCCUCCGACACUCAGCUCAUGGAGAUGGAGGAUCAGGAUGGCAAUCCGGUGUUCCUGCCGCCCAAUGAAAACAAGGCUCUGCUCACUGGGAUGGGAUACUGCGAGAAGGCACGCGCCUCAAUGCAUCGCGAGGAUUACGAGGAGGCGCUGCUGCUGCUGCUCGAGGCGGAUGAACAGUUUGCGGCAUGCAACUCCAAGUUUCUGGAGUCCGUGGACAACUAUGCGCUCCUCAAUCUGGACAUUGUGUGGUGCUAUCUCUGCCUGAAGAACGUGUCGCAAUUACCCGACGCUGAUCGUCGUCUGGGCAUCUGUGAGCGCAGCUUUCGACGCAGCUACGGCGACAACUAUUCGCGCCUGUAUGCGCUCAAAGGACGCGGCUGUCCAGAGCGUGCGCUCAUUAUGCGCCUCCAGUUGCUUCAGGGUGUUGUGCUCUUCCAUCAGAAUCGCCGCGAUGCGGCCUACGAACGCUUUGAGGCUGCUGCAGCGGUGCUCAACGAACUGAAGGUGAACGAUGAGCAGCUGCUGCUCCUCGUCGAGAUGGGUUACGAUGUCAGCGAUGCCCGGCUCGCGCUUCGCUCCAGCUCGGGCAACGUGGAGCGCGCCGUGCAGUUCAUUCACCAGCGCAAGCAGCAGCUGCGCGAUGCACGCAAGCAAUCAAAGUCGGAGCGGGCAAUGCAUCGACGCUACGAACAGCAGACGCUCAAGGACAGCGACUGGGUGAAUCCGCGCAGCAUCUGCACACUCACCGAGAUGGGUUUCGAUCGUCAUCUGGCUGCCGCGGCGCUCAAGCGUGCCGACAACGAUGUGCCACGAGCGGUGGAACUGCUGCAAACGGGCUCAGCGGAGUUGCGCGCCAGCUUGCCAUCGCCAGAGAGCGUGGACGACGUGCAGCUGAAUGCGUUGUUGCAAUUGGGUUUUCCCGAGGCGACGGCACGCGCCGCUCUCGAAGCCACACGCAACGAUCUGCUGCGUGCCACCGACUUUCUGCUCAAGGCCAUGCAGAGCGAGGAGGAGCUGCUGCAGACGGUGGAGCGCGUUGCCAAGCUGGCCAGUGAUGAUGUUAGUGCCGUUGCAUCCACGUCGCAGGGAAGCGGAGCAGCAGCCACGACGAAUGCGGCACUCAUCGAUGCUGUGCUGCAGAAGGCGAAAUGCGAAAUUGAUGCGUAUCAGGCGUACAAACGUUUGCAUGCGGAUCUGACGCACAACGAGCAGGAUUAUCUGGAUCUGCCGCUGCAGCAGGAGGAGCAGCUGCUGACCGAGUAUCGCAAUCUGCUGGAGCAAUAAUUCUAUGCGUUGCUUUUUAACCUUGUUUUGUGUUAGUUUGUAAGCCCUUUGAAUGUAAUUAUAUUCGUGUUUUGUUUGGAAAAUAAAAAUCAGUGUAACAAGUGCAAAUACCCGAAAUGAAAAUCUUGAUAAAAGUUAAU
Messenger RNA from Drosophila nasuta, 2212 nucleotides. Its product is annotated as NEDD8 ultimate buster 1. Gene Ontology annotation, molecular function: protein binding. Gene Ontology annotation, biological process: regulation of ubiquitin-dependent protein catabolic process. The record is from RefSeq and is a predicted model, not a curated record. The transcript has 4 exons. The coding region runs from base 225 to 2072 and encodes 615 amino acids. NCBI's taxonomy places the organism in Eukaryota, Metazoa, Arthropoda, Insecta, Diptera, Drosophilidae.